Musa acuminata AAA Group (dessert banana) is the source of this 1709-nucleotide messenger RNA. Its product is annotated as trihelix transcription factor ASR3. NCBI's taxonomy places the organism in Eukaryota, Viridiplantae, Streptophyta, Magnoliopsida, Zingiberales, Musaceae. The record is from RefSeq and is a predicted model, not a curated record. The coding region runs from base 295 to 1194 and encodes 299 amino acids. The transcript has 3 exons.
ACCACGCACUCCACCCUCUUUAGCCGGUCAUAAGAGGCGGCGGGGACGACAGGCCAACGCGCGGGAGAUCCCGGUGACCAAGUUGGUGAUCUUCCCCUCCUCUGCCUACUCUUCUUCCGCUUCUCUCCCCGUCGCUGGUAUUUGGGAUCCGUCGAAUCGGUUGGGAUCGGCCGAUUCCUUUUUUACUGGCGGAGAAGACAGCCGAUCCCGACCCGCACACAGGAAAGCAUCGUCAAAUCCAUUCUAUCUCGAGAUCGUAGCAUCUUCUUGAAGCAUCUUCGUCUACGCCGGCAAAUGGAGCACCCCGGCACUAUCCGGGCUCCACCGGCCACCCCUAGGAAGAACAAGGAGGACCAGCGCGCGAAGAGGAGCGCAGCCACUAGUAGCCCUCCAGCGCCGGCGAGCUCCUCUCGGUGCACUCGCUCGCAGGCCGCCCCCGACUGGACCACCUACGAAUCGCUGGUGCUCGUGGGCGAGAUCGCCGCCAUGGACGAGGACUGGCUCAAGGCUCUCUCCUCCUACCAGAAGUGGAAGAUGAUCUCCGACAACUGCGUUGCCCUGGACGUCGUUCGAUCCUCUAACCAGUGCAAGCGGCGGUGGGAGUCGCUGCUCGCCGGGUACCGGAGAAUCAGGGAGUGGGAAGCCAGUCACGGGGAGGGCUCCUACUGGGUUUUGGAUGGCGAUAGAAGGCAGCAGCUGGGGCUCCCGACUUGGUUCGACCGGGAGGUCUUUAGCUCCAUGGGCGCGGUUCUUAAGCUGCAGGAGGACUGGGCGGGGCGGGGCGAGGCCGAUCCAGAAUAUGUUGUUGAUGCAGCCGGUGCUUCGGAGGACCUGCUUCUGUCGGCGGAGGCGGAAAUGCUGGAUGUCAAUAAUGCUCAGGGUUCUAAGGAGAACUCAGAGGAUGAGAUUCAGAAGGAUAGAGAAAAGACACGAGACAUGGCAAGUAAGCUGCAGGAGAGUGCUCAGCAAAUUCAUGCCAUACUAAGAGAAGAACUGGAAGAUAAUCUUGAUCUGGAUACUUCUCCAGUGGAUUUGUCAAAGCCCAAUGCUGCAGGGAUAGAGUUUCCUAGGCGCCAAGCUGAUCGGCUGAUCAAAGCUUUUGGGGGGCUUGCUGACACUCUGAAUCAAUUCACUGAACUGAUCAGAUCUUCUGAUUGUGAAAGCAUCAAAGCCAUUGACUCAAUGGCAUUAUGAGACAAUUUUCUCAUAAAGUUUUGCUGCAGCAGGCAAGGCGCCAGCGCAGACUCGCUCUUAUGGUUUUCUUGCUCUCUUAUUAAGAGGUAAUCCACUUGUGCAAGUCUUCAAUCAUUGUAGAUCAAAAUAGCUGAUAGUAUUUAACAAAUUCAUAUGGCCUGUAUUUUUAACUCUUUGUUUUGGUUCCAGUGCAGUAUCCAUUAAAAAAUGAACUCCUCAUCAAGUUCACUUUUGUCAUGAGGAUCUACUGGAAGUCUGAUACUAUACUGCAAUGGGAUUUAUCAGCUUAUCGAAGGUGAUUGACAGUUAUAUGAAUCUCUUCGACACUUCAGUUUAUCAUUAGAAAAAUGACAUGAAUUUAUGUACUUCAAAAAUCUUAUCCUCAUUUGUUAACUCAUCCAACUCUUUGAAGCUGAUGUCUAAAAUCAUUUACAGAAUAUGGAGAGUCUUCUAUAGUGUCAAACUUGUAUCUUUAUAGCUAAUGCUUACUAUGCAGCUUGUAUCUUUUAGUCUCA